UGUAGUCUUUGUGUAGCUUUUGUUUUUAAGUGGAUCUUGGCUGAGAACCCAUCAAAAACACCUUGUGUAAUGAAAAACCCGGAUAUAUAAUCUGCCCCUAUAUAUUCUGCAUUCAUUGAGGUGGCCCCAGCCCCACCCCGGGACCCGGUGCAGACGUGGAACCUGUUUCAAACAGCUGCCGCUUGAAGGGAAAAAAGAAGCAAAUGAUACCAAGAGAAGCCCAUAACAGAUCUAUUCACCAGAUGUGCACGGAUGAAAACACAGUGAGAUGAGUCAGAAAGUGGCUAAGGAGGGCCCCCGACUCUCCAAGAACCAGAGGUUCUCCGAGCACUUCAGCAUACACUGCUGCCCGCCGUUCACCUUCCUCAACUCCAAACGCGAGAUCGUGGACCGCAAGUACAGCAUCUGUAAAAGUGGCUGCUUCUACCAGAAGAAAGAGGAGGACUGGAUCUGCUGCGCCUGCCAGAAGACCAGCUCCGGUCAGCAUCUCUUAGGCAGCAGAGGAGAGCCACUGCCCCAGCCUGCAGCUUCUUUUGGCCCUCUCAGACCCAGCCGCCGCGCCACGUCCCCUCAGAGGCCCAAGCGCCAGCCAGCUGCACCCCCCGCGGUGGUCAGAGCGCCAGCCAAGCCACGGUCCCCUCCGAGGCCCGAACGCCAGCCACGCCCCCGCCCAGAAGCCCGGCCUCCACCAGCCAAGCAGCGCCCCCCUCAGAAGGCCAAGCAGCAGCCGCGCAGCAGCCCCCAGAGAGGGCCAGGCACCAGCCGUGGGGGGUCCCCCGUCAAAGCUUCUAGAUUGAAAAAGAGGACCAAGCCAACCCCUCGGAAGAAGUGAUGGAGGAGUUUCAAGUGAACGGUCAGCCUCAGCUCCUGGACUCUCUGCUUCUCGACGCACGUGCCCUGGGACAGGUCCCCCGGCUUUGAAUAUGACGCAGGGGCCGCCACCUGCUGAUGUGGCCACGGCCGAUGCCCACAGUCCCCGCGGGGCGGGCGCCGCCGGGCAGCCUGCCUGGAGCAUUUUGAAAAUACUGUCCUGUGGUCUGUUGACCUCUAUAAUUGCCAAUGAGAAAUAUGUUGUCCUUCCAUUGACUCAAGUUUCUUUCAAUCUGAAGAUAUGUAUCUUUCUUCAGGGAUGUGUAAUAAAACCACAAGAUCUUAUUGUACAACCAUGAUAAAGGCAAAAAAUAAAAAUUAUCAAUUGUUGGCCAGGAUGUGGGGAAAAUUCAAGCCACCAUUGAGAACUUAUAAAUUAUUACAUUUCUGGGGUGCAAUCUGGGGGGUACCAGCAAAAUAAGAUACUGUAUAGCCUAUGAUCAAGUAAUUAUGAUAUUAGGCACCAACCCUGAGAAAAUUUGCAUUCAUAGAAAAAGGAGAUACAAGUACAUCUGUUCAGUGAAGCAUUGCUUGCCACUGGGGGGAAAAAAGAGUUAGAAAGAAAUUGAUCAAAAUGUCCAUCAAUUAUUGAGAAUCAAUAAUGUAAUAUCCAAUAAAUAAAUCCUGAACAGCAGUUAAAUGAAUCAGGUAUACUCACACCAGGUAGAUAAAUUUGGAAGACAAAAUGAGGAAUAUAAAAAAUAGAUGUAAAUGCAGUAAUGCCCUAUGUAUAGAUUUUAACCACCCACAAAGCUAUAAUUGUCCAAUGUGCAGAAACGGUAAGAUCUCUCACUCUCUAGAGUGCAACAGAA
Molecule: messenger RNA, 1682 nt
Organism: Odocoileus virginianus texanus
Lineage: Eukaryota; Metazoa; Chordata; Mammalia; Artiodactyla; Cervidae
Source: RefSeq, a predicted model, not a curated record